AUGUCCGGAGUUCCACGUUGCCUGUGCGGCGAAGCCCUACCAGCUUUCCUCGAGGAGCUCACUAGCCUACGAGUAAGAUGGCCAGACAAGAGAAUCCUCGCAGCCAAGGCUGAUGUCACCUCUGCGUUCAGAAAUGUGAGGAUAUCACCAGAUCAUGCACACAACUUUUGCUACGUGAUAGGAGACGUGCUAGUAGCGGAUCUACGGCUGACCUUUGGCUGGGCAGCGUCACCAGGAUUGUGGGGUGUGUUAGCCUCCGNCUGUUAGCCGCCGCUGCAGAGCACUCGCACCGCAACACGUCCCUCGCGAACGCUCGACUACUACCAGAAAGAAUCGCAAUGACGUCCCACGUGAAAAUAAAACCUCCUGAGAAAAAGGCACCCCAACCCCAAUGAAUAAUUCUAUUUACGUCACCGGUGGCGUUAUUUCUUAUAUACGUCACCGCCCGUAUCUCAGCCCACAGAGCUUCAAUUGCCACAAAAUAAAUUGCGUUGUGUAGCUUGACCCACACCAAUCAUACAAGCCUUUCGACGGUCAAAUCCGAUAAGUGGNAGAAUCGCAAUGACGUCCCACGUGAAAAUAAAACCUCCUGAGAAAAAGGCACCCCAACCCCAAUGAAUAAUUCUAUUUACGUCAACGGUGGCGUUAUUUCUUAUAUACGUCACCGCCCGUAUCUCAGCCCACAGAGCUUCAAUUGCCACAAAAUAAAUUGCGUUGUGUAGCUUGACCCACACCAAUCAUACAAGCCUUUCGACGGUCAAAUCCGAUAAGUGGUUGCGGAGAUAUGCUCAAAAAGGGGCUCAGCGGUAUGAUAUGCUGUAUCUGCCAUAAAUAAAACGACCGUGCCUCCUCGCAGAGAGUUAUCGACACCAACUAUGUAACUCGCGUUGUGUUUCCACGAUUCACAGCCAUCACUUAAGCUAUUGGUGUCGAUUGGAGCUCUCUGCGCGAAGUUACAGUCGGAUUAUUUUGUGGUAGAUGCACUAUCAUACUGCUGAGCCCCCUUUUGAGCAAAUCUCCGCAUCCACUCAUCGGAUUUGACCGUCGAAAGGCUUGUAUGACUGGUGUGGGUCAUAGCUACACAACGCAAUUUAUUUUGUGCCAAUUGAAGCUCUGUGGGCUGAGAUACGGGCGGUGACAUUUGUAAGAAAUAACGCCACCGGUGACCUAAAUAGAAUUCUCCGACAACCAACCCCAAUACCAUCGUCGGCAGGCGUAAGACCGCAUAGAGGCGGGGGACCCGCGGACGAUUUGUUGGCCAGGGUCUACGUUGACGAUUUCUUGCUCACGAAGGUCCAGCAUGACCCCACUGACCAAUCGGCACGCAUCGCGUCCGCCUCACUAGCGUCAGACCAUGUCAGGCUGUUUGGCAAGGGAGAACUCGGAGAAACCCCCAUUCUCGCCCCGACAAAGAGCACUGACUGGGACACGGUCAUAGAGGCCCUGGGGUACAUCAUAGACACGCAUGCUGGCAGAAUUGCAACUACACCGGACAGGGUAAGCGCGAUUCGGAACAUACUAGAGACAGAUUCACCCCACGAUAGGAAGAAGGCCAGUGCCAGUGUUCAAGAAGUCCUCAGCAUUGCAGGAAAACUGUGGAACCUCACUUAUGUUAUCAGGGCCGGUAGGUACUUCGUGUGGCAACUGCUCCGCCUAUCGGGUCUGCAUACGCAGGCCAGUCGACACACACGGUCACGACGACUAGUGGACUUGGGUAGAGAGUUCCACGGCGAUAUCGCCUUCUUUAAGUGGGCCCUCAAUCAGCCACUGGCACUUCGAGGGGAGUCCCUGAGCGCAUCGUUUCUACUACACGUAAAACGAGCACCAUCACGCCUUUACCUCUCAGACG
Molecule: messenger RNA, 1849 nt
Organism: Ectocarpus sp. CCAP 1310/34
Lineage: Eukaryota; Phaeophyceae; Ectocarpales; Ectocarpaceae
Source: the annotation of a GenBank genome assembly